This is a messenger RNA of Neohortaea acidophila, 943 nucleotides long. RefSeq names its product inosine triphosphate pyrophosphatase-like protein. Gene Ontology annotation, cellular component: cytoplasm. The transcript has 5 exons. Gene Ontology annotation, molecular function: nucleoside triphosphate diphosphatase activity. NCBI's taxonomy places the organism in Eukaryota, Fungi, Ascomycota, Dothideomycetes, Mycosphaerellales, Teratosphaeriaceae. Gene Ontology annotation, biological process: nucleoside triphosphate catabolic process. The record is from RefSeq and is a predicted model, not a curated record. Bases 386 to 943 code for a protein of 185 amino acids.
GAAUGAGUCGUGCUAGCUACGAAACAUCACGGCGUUUCCACAAGGGCUUUUUUCCGAUAGUCGUUUCGAAAACUGCCGUUGCCGCGAUUCGCAAAGAGUCGUGGCUUCAAUUCAAAGUAUUCUAAAAUGCCUGCUCUUGCCCUUCGACUCGCCGUGAUCAUGUACUGCCGUGACGCUUCCGGUGCCACCACUAUGGAUUGGCGCAUACGCUCGCCAAAGCAAUGUAUACCGUAUGUCACGCGCCUAAAGUGAUGUUCGUGCAAAGUCGUGUCAAGUACAUCAGUUCAUAUCACCCUCCACCUCCCAACUCCAACCAUCUCUUCCCUCCACACCGUUAACAAUACCAAUUCCUUCUCACAAACCCCCUCGAUCACACCCCCUUCAAAUGGCCCCCAAAGCCCUCAACUUCAUCACGGGCAACGCGCACAAACUCGCCGAAGUGCAAGCCAUCCUGUCCAGCACGCCGGUGCAGCUGGCGAGCCGCAACGUCGACUUGGACGAGGUGCAGGGCACAAUUGAGGAGAUUUCGCGGCACAAGUGUGCGAGUGCGGCGGGGAUUGUACAAGGGCCAGUGCUGGUGGAAGAUACGUGUUUGUGUUUCAAUGCUUGGGGAGAAUUACCUGGGCCUUAUGUAAAAUGGUUCUUGAAGAGUCUCGGAGUGGAUCGGUUCCAUCUUCUACUCGCUGGUUUUGAGGACAAGUCCGCCCAGGCUGUAUGUACUUUUGCGUACUGUGAGGGUCCGGGGAAGGAGGUGCUGAUGUUUCAGGGUCGGACGGAUGGGAGUAUCGUGCCAGCGCGGGGGCCCACACAUUUCGGGUGGGAUGCGUGCUUCGAGUACGAAGGCCAGACGUACGCAGAGAUGCCGAUCGCAGAGAAGAACAAGAUCUCACAUCGGGGCCGGGCGCUGGAGAAGCUGAAGGAGUGGUUGAAGCAGGAAGUAUGA